AUGAUACCCUCGCAGGUCAAUUUCACAACAGCCCUGGCUGCCGCUUUCAAAAGCAAAAACGAUGAUGCCACUGCCUUGCUGGAAGAGAGAUUGCUGGAUGUGAUCUGGACGCUAGACCAUCAUUUGGCCCCGGACGAUGAUCAGGAAACUUUCUCGGAACAGCGCACUCGUCUGGUUUCUGUGGUGAGCGACUUGAAGGAUUUGGGAGUCCUAACUGAAUCCAGAAUGAAGAGUCGAUUGGAAACGGGCUUGCUGGUCAAGACCGGAACUGUGCCAAAUGUUGUUUAUUUUUCGAAGUCAAUUCGGAUUGCACGCACAAAGAUGUUUUACAAGCAGAACAAGUAUAAUCUGUGCCGAGAGGUCGCCGAGGGCUAUAGUCGUCUGGUGGAUGAGCUCAUACCGGGUGUGGCCGACGGCAAUGUCCAGAAACAAGCACAGGUGACUGUGAACAACAUCCACAAGAUCAUCGGAUUCUUCAGUCUAGACCCCAACCGCGUGGUGGAAGUCAUCUUCAGUUGUUUCGAGGAAUUGGUGGAUGACGAGGCGUACUCCAAGUUCUAUCUGGAGAUUAUCACCGUGUUCAACGCCACCAAAGACACCUUGACCGCCCUACUGGGCUUCAGAUUCAAGUCAGUACAAACGGCCAUUGCCGAGCUGGUGAUUGAUGAGAAGACUCCUGUGCCCGCAGAAGGACUCACUCCUCGCAAUCUGUAUCGAAUUGCUGCACUGAUGGUGAAGCAUGAUCUGGUGGAUAUGAUCAGGUUGUGGGACUUUCUUAUCCCCGAGGACAAAUCUAUGGUAGAGGUGCAGAAAGAACGCCGAGAGACUAUGAUGAAAGCAUCCGCCCAGAUAUUGGUUAUUGACCUGAGCAGAACUGGCGGAGAUGAAGACUACAAUAUUGAAGUAGCGAAACGACAGGAUUUGGAUGACUAUAAGCGUCAAACGAAACGGAAAGAUAUCAUCUACUACCGCAACAACCAGAAACUAAACUUUAUACACCAUAUGAUAGUAGUCCAGGACAUGCGGUCAUUCUCGCGAUUGCUGACGCGUGUGCCUCUGGAGUUGUUGACUUCCUCGCCAGAAACUAUCGAUGCACUUUUGAAACUACUGCACGUCGCGAUAGAGCCCAUCUACAGACCACUGCAGCACUCCUGGAUGCAAAAGUCGAUGAAGAACGCGCACGUGGCCGCACUAUACAAAGGCGUCGUGCGAUUGCAGAAAGAAGGAAAGGGUAUUGCCGUGUGCAGGAAACUGACAGACCUGCUGGACCACGUGUACCCCAUCCUCGCACGCAUUGGCUGUCACGUGUACACAGAUGUCCUGUUCAUCACCAAACUAGCACGGCUAACCAAGAGGGUGUAUGAGGUGUACGCCGAUAGCGUGGACGAGAAGGCGAAACACGAUGCGGAGUAUGUAGCUCCCACGCAAGCGGAGAAGGACAGGUUGGAGGCACUCUGGACUGAGACCAGGAAUAUUCUUACGCGGGUUGUACUAUCGUCCAUGUCGUUGAAACCCGGCAACCCUGGGCUCAACGAGGAAGUGUAUGCCGUCGUCAGUAAACUGCCCUACGAAACACGCUACACAAUAUACGCGUCGUGGCUGGAUAUGUACACUGUCACUCCACUCUUGUUGCAACAAAAGAACUGGUGCAUCUUCGAGGCACGCAGAGCGCUCAAAAGACUAACGAAGGAGAACCCCAAUGAGACGGGCAGAGUGCUGUGUAAGAUCGCGCACAGUAACCCGUUUACGGUGUUCCAUGAGGUGAUGGACAAAGUUUCGUCGUACACAAACUUCAUUGAACCGCUGAUUGAGGGGUUCAGCACACUCACAGACCUGGAUAAGGACAUCUUGACAUUCUGUGUCAUCGUCCACUUCCGCGAUACGCGCAAGAAACGAAUGGAGGUGAUGAUGCCUGCGCUCAAAGCCAUCUCGACAUUCUGUGGCAUGCUCUACAACCGCAUGUGGGCUACGGAUUUCUCGUCCCUGCUAUACUACGUGGCUGGGCAAUUAUCCAGGAAUGACGUGCUCGAUCUGGGCCUGCUGAAAGCCCUCACGGAACACAUGGCGGGUGUGGAGAGCACUGACAACCUCAACGAGGAACAGAUGGAAUGCCAAUGCGGCGGUCUACGUCUACGAAUAGAGGGGGGCACGUGGAUCAAGCAAGACUCGUCCCAGCUGCGCUUGGUAGGUAAACCGACGGUACGGCUGCUAGAGGAGCUGUCGCACACGGGGUUGGUGAUGCCUCUGAUUCUGCUGAUUGAGGCCAGAAAACGCGAUCUGCUGCAGCUCAAGGAACCUGCCGAGAAAAAACGGCGCAUAAACGAUGAGAAGACUGCGGCCGACCUGUACGACAUCUGCCAUGACUCACUGCUGCAACUGAUUGAGCUGCUGCAGCGAUACCUACCAGACACUGAAUACGACGCCAUCAUCCCUUCCUUUGAAACACUGGCUGUUGAACACGGUCUGAGCAUGGAGGUGGCCUUCCUGCUCCACCGUCCUAGGAUUGCCCGUGAGAUCGGCAAGCGUUUACUGAUACUGGCCAACGGAGAGACAAAUUCCACCAAACUGAUGGUAUUCAACGCCCAAGCCUUCGAGGAGAUUACUGAGCCAUACGCAGCUCUGAUUGAAAAGCAGUACCCCGAUCAAUGGGAACACAUCACUCCGCGGCUGUACGUGUCGUUCUGGGCAAUGAGUCAAUAUGAUCUCAAGGUGCCUACAGCCGCCUAUGAGAAGAUCAUCAAGAAGAUGAAGGAAUCACUCAGUGACCCCUUCUCAGAUGAGAUCAAGAAGGAGUACUCGCAGAUGGCGAGGAACAAAAUCAAGAAGGUCAAUAAACAACGAUUGGAUCUUCUGGAGAAGGAAUUGAAAGAGCACCAAACCAACCAGAAACUUGUACUAUAUCGCUUGAGAAAGGAGCUGCCCAAGUACUUCAAAGAUGGCUGCGGACAGGCCGGUGUAGACGCUUACAUUCAAAUGUGCGUUAACCCACGCCAGCGCUUCGGUCCCAUUGAUGCGCUGUAUUGUGCGGAAUUCACGCGGUUGCUACAUGCGCAGAGCGCGCCUAACUUCGCGACGCACGCGUAUUUGAACCAGAUUUUGGCUGAUCCCAAAGGCACGAUCAGCUCAAGCACACCGAAUCAGGCCCAGCGCUAUAGUAGAUUUCUCUGGCACACCUUGAAGUGGAUGAACCACUGGACCAAGGAUAAGGGUACUUUCCUGAAGGAGUGCAGCAUGUCUCCUGGUUUUAAAUCUUUGAAGUCGGAGGGCCGGGUGAGCUUCCUGGAGUUUCAGAACCAGAUAUAUCGCUUACAAUCUGAGGUGUUGGCAAACAGUUUCUACGAUCUGAUCAAUUCACCGGACAGGAUAGAUAACCGAAAUGCUCUACAAGUAUUGCAAGCACUUUGUCCACAAAAACUAGUCCCAGUAUUCCCCGUGCUCGCUUCUGUGGGAAAGAAAUUGAGCAAAUUGGCUGGACAACACAAAGAAAUUGACAGUCUCAGCGCUACCGUAACUGCUUAUCAGGGUUUAAUUGAGUAUCAUGAAAGGCAGAAAUUCUACAUGACCCCAGAAGCUUUGGGCCAACCCGCCAAAUCAUCUACGUCUACUGAUAGUUCUGUCAAAGCGCAGCAGAAUACUUCGAAGACUGUCAAGGGGAAGUCCGCCAAAAGCACAACGCAGACAGACUCAAAGACGGGGGCAGUCACAGGCAGCGGGAGUGGGGUAGGCAAGCAACAGAGCAGUGCUGCGAAGCAAGAGGGAAGCACGCCCAAACAACAGGCGACUUCGACCAAAGUGCAAGACAUUGAUACCACAAGGCAUAUGGGUGAGAGUAUGGCGAAGGGGCAGCAAGGAAGUACAGCGAAGACUACGGGAGGUGGUGCGAAACCAACCGGAACUGGGGGGAAAGCUAAGGCAAACACGGAUAUGCAGCCCACAAUAAAAGUUCAGACACCUCAGCCUGAACCUCCCACCAGUCAGCAGAACUCCGGUCGACAAGCCCAGGACGAGCGCUCACCACGACAACACCAACACACUUCCAAUGUAUCUACUACGUACAGUGACGACAGAAAGAGCGGGCACAGAAGCCCCCUCCUCAGUGCAGGUGGCCACGACAGAGGGGCAAGUACCCAUGAAAGAGUGUCUAUCUCACACGAAAGGGGAGGCAGAGGCAGUGCUAUGCGUGACCGUGACAGUGGAGGUAGGGGCGAGAAGAGAACGUAUGAUUCCAUCAGUGGGUAUGCUGACCAUCCCAGCGGCUAUUCUGACCUUAAUACCAGUCGCGCUGGUUCCAUGGGGCGUGGUCCCAGUGCGACUUAUGAUGGGGACGAUGACCGGUACACAGAGCGCCGCGGAGACUCGAGGGCAAGGUCAAGGGGUCCUGAUAGGAAUGACCAUCGCCUGGAUGCGAAUGGCGGCGGCACACACAGUUACGACGACCGUGGUGAUCGCAAUCGCGGUAGCAGUCGGGGAAGGGAUCGUGACAGAUCCACUGACAGGAAUAAUAGCGCAGCCCCCACCAAGGAGCAACAACAGCAACAUCACCAUCAACAGCAGCGCAUGAACAACAACCAUAACAACAACACGCAUGCGGGUAUGGGCAGGGGGGAUGGUAGUGACGGCGGCAGGAAGCGAGACGCGGACGCUAUGGGACAGGGCUGGGAUCGAAGCCCAAAGAGGAGCAGGCGCACACCAGAUAACCUGUUGGACAAUGACGGUCGACCCAUGCGCGACAGAGGCGGUGGGGGUGGGGGAAAUAGGAAAGACCGGUUAGAUAUGGACAGACAUGAUGGCCGACAAGGUGCGCCGGGCAGUGGCCAUGGCAACACACGCAUGGUAAUGAACACCGGCAACGAAGGCGGGGCUGGGCGUGGGGGGUUUGGCAAUGGUACUGGCGGCAAGCGUAAGGAUAAGGAUGGGCGGCAGAAAAAACGGAACAAAUACAACGAUUAAAUUAUCCCAGCAACUGAGCGAGUACCAUAGACGUGGAAAAACUUCGCACUGUGAUAACAUCAGCGACUGCAAAAUAAAUAAUGUGAC
Molecule: messenger RNA, 5037 nt
Organism: Sphaeroforma arctica JP610
Lineage: Eukaryota; Ichthyosporea; Ichthyophonida
Exons: 23
Coding region: 1-4950 (1649 amino acids)
Biological process (GO): mRNA processing; mRNA export from nucleus
Cellular component (GO): THO complex part of transcription export complex
Molecular function (GO): mRNA binding
Source: RefSeq, a predicted model, not a curated record